Messenger RNA from Penicillium argentinense, 1143 nucleotides. Its product is annotated as cytochrome b5 reductase family protein. Gene Ontology annotation, molecular function: oxidoreductase activity. NCBI's taxonomy places the organism in Eukaryota, Fungi, Ascomycota, Eurotiomycetes, Eurotiales, Aspergillaceae. The record is from RefSeq and is a predicted model, not a curated record. Bases 1 to 1143 code for a protein of 380 amino acids. The transcript has a single exon.
AUGAACGCCUCCAUUCCCUCUCUGUGUGGCCGGUGCAGACCUGCUCUGCGGCAGGCUGCGAUUCUAUCUCGCCGUUACGCCUCGACCGCCCCGAAAUCCGCGCCGUCUCCGAAAAAUCGUUGGAUCGGCAUUGCUAUUGUGACCGUUGCAGCAGGUGGCACGGGCGCAUAUCUGCGAUCGCAGGGUCCGGGGUCUGUGACACUCAAUCAGGAAACCUUUACCAAGUACAGUCUCGUGUCGAGAGAGCCGGUCUCGUCGACGAGUAGCCUAUUCACCCUCCGGCCCCGAUACCACAGCGACCACAGCUACGAUGUCUAUGAAGAUGCCUGGAAGACGGGUGUAUGGAGUGUGAUGUUCAAGCAGCCCCAGCUGCAAAUUGGAAGGGACUAUACACCUCUGCCAGUGACAGCUGCAACGCCGUUGACAGUGGACGAGGAGAAUGAAGGCUACCUGCGGUUUUUUAUCCGCAAAGACCCCUUUGGAGAGGUGUCACGAUACCUACACAGCCUCGCUAUUGGAGCAGACAUUGAGAUGCGAGGCCCACAAAUUGAAUGCGCCAUCCCCGAGGAGACCCAGGAGAUACUUUUUAUUGCUGGAGGGACAGGCAUUGCGCCAGCGUUGCAGGCUGGGUACUCCUUGCUCAACCGCACAACCGAGGCGAAUCGCCCACGGAUACACAUUCUAUGGGCUAGUCGACUAAAAGAGGACUGCCUGGGUGGCAAAGGUGACACGCCUUUGGCCACCUCAUCUCAACGGUCCUGGUUUUCUGGGUGGUUUGGAUCCUCUGGAAAUACCGGUCAGGGCAGCCAGGUCGCAAUCCCGCAGGACAAAGAAAAGUCUCUCAUUGUCCGCGAGCUGGAUGGGCUCAAGUCUCAGUACCCGGGUCAGAUUACUGUCGAUUACUACUUGGAUGAGGAGAAUCGCUUCAUCAGUAAGAAGAAUAUCUCAGAUUAUAUUGAAUCCAUGCCGAGGUCUCCAGCUGACCCGCGCGGGAGAAAACUGAUCUUGGUAUCUGGUCCCGAGGGUUUCAUCAGCUACAUGGCCGGGCCUAAACUAUGGGCUGAUGGAAGGGAGCUGCAAGGCCCCUUGCGAGGAAUCAUCAAAGAACUCGAUCUGAAAGGAUGGGCUGUGUGGAAACUCUGA